AUGGAUGGUGAUAAAGGUGGCGAGAACAACGCCAAGGCCUGAGCCAGGGCCAACACCGUCACCGAGGCCUUGUCCGAUAGCAUCUUAAAAAAACAAUGGCUCGAAGCCCUUGAGGUAUUUGAGAUGCUCAAGGAACAGUCUUUUUAUCAACCAAAAAGAGGACUUUACAUGAAGCUCCUUAUUUUGCUUGGAAAAUCUGGCCAACCCUAACGUGCUCAUCAACUUUUCGAAGCAAUGCUUGAAGAAGGAUUAGAACCCACUUCCGAACUGUACACCGCCUUACUUGCUGCUUAUUCUCGAAACAAUCUCAUUGAUGAGGCGUUCUCCAUUCUUGAUAGAAUGAAGACCCUGCCUCUUUGUCAGCCCGAUGUUUACACGUACAGUAUACUGAUCAAGGCUUGCGUUGAUGCUUCACAAUUCAAGCUGGUUGACUUGUCCCUGUAAGAGCAAAUGGCUGAGCGAUUAAUAACUCCAAACACUGUCACUCAAAACGUAGUCUUAAGCCACUGCUAUGGAAAGGCAGGUAAGUUAGACCAGACGGAGAAAGUGCUCUCGGGAAUGCUCGAGAGUGCCAGAGCUAUGCCCGAUGUAUGGACAAUGAACACUAGUCACCCUUUUAAUAUUCUCAUUGGUGCUUGCGGGAAGAAAUGAAUGUACGGAAAAAUGUCAUCAGUGAUGGAGUACAUGCGCAAGCAUUCAUUUCCUUGGACAAUGUCAACUUACGAUAAUGUGAUUGAAGUAUUUUCAGAGGCAGGUGAUGUGAAACACAUGGAGUAUACGUUUGAACAGAGGCGUGCAGAGGGUAUGAAGGCAGACACCAAGACUUUCUGCUGUCUUGUUAGAGGAUAUGGUAAUGCGCCUGUCUUUCAUAAGAUCAUUAGCAGAGUCCAGCUGGCUGGGAAGUUGGAGAUACCCGAGAACACUACAUUUUGUAAUGCUGUUAUUUUUGCUUGUGCAAAGGCGGAGGAUACGAUGGAGAUGGAGAGGGUAUUUGAGAGAAGGAAAGAUAAGCAGAGCCAACCCGAUUCUACUACUUACUCUAUCAUGGUGCCUAACUGAGAGGUAAGAUAGUCAGUGUGGCUUAAAUAAUAUUUCAAAUGCAUUUGUCGCUUUAGCAAUAGGAAUACUGAUUGAUCAGAUUAUCAAGCUGUCACAUUCAGGGAGUGAACUGCAAUAUCUGCUACUCAGUCUUAAUGUGUUUGUAAAGCACCUUCUGUGGAAAGCCUUGAUCCUUACUUAAUGGAAAGCAUCCAGCUUAUGUUUGUUUUCUAAUAAAUUUAGGGUUCCUUUCGUACUUUCUAUGGGAAGAUUGUUCAGUUGCUGUAAAGUGAAUUCAUACUGAUAUUUAUGGUUACAAAACUUCGUGAGGAGUUGUACCAAGGAUAUAUUGCUACCUCUUUUUGGAGUUCUAAUUUCUAUCACUGUAAUGAAUUUUUUUGGUUUGUUUGGAACAAGAAAAUCAGAAGGUAAAUGGGGUCGAACUAGAAAUUGUUAUUGAGACCUCCAGUGUAAAAGGCUAAGAGGUGGAAGAUAGCAGUUACAGUACAUGGCACAUUGAGUGGCCAGGCAGUUGUUGCGUAGGUAGCUCUUGCACAUCCUAAAGUUCAUUCUUUAACGUGCCAACUGAAGACGUAAGGUAUUGGAACUUGGGACGGGUACAGUUAGGGGGGUUGUCUCCUCCUCCCACCAUGAGACUUUCAUGUCCUAGCUAGGACCACAACACAGCUUAGGAAUCGCAUCAUCAUCGUGCAUCAGUGCUCAAGUCCUGUCCGCCAAACUAAGGAGGCACAAUCCACAAAGUAAAUCCUCUGUAAAUGUCUUUAGUUUUGUUGAGGUCGAGCCAACAUUGAUACAUUACCUUUCCCUACUAGAUGUAAAUGGAUGAAUCUAUAAACAGCCUUGCUGAUACUAACUCAAGAAAAAAGCUAGCUGAACCUUCCUGUUGCUUUACGUUUGUCAAAUUCACGAGUUAUAUUCAUCAAUCUCUCAGGUCUAAUAAUUUUACAGUUGUCGGUAGAGAUAAAUGCACAAUCAGUAGUGGGGGCAAAAGUUCAAUUUUGCCAAUCUGGUUUUGCUUUGGUGAAGAUGUAUUCCACCAAAAUAAAGUCUGUGUAGCCAUAUUUCAUAUUUGAUUAAAAGUCACUCAACCAAAUCAGUCUAACUUGAAGAAAUGAUUAUGUGUAUGAUACUUCAAUAAUGUAGAUGCAAAUGAUUUUCCCUUCACCAAUCAUAUAAAUCAUGACUCUUUCACACCUAUUCCAGUGUUACGGGUCACUUACACUUACAGUAUACAUAUGAAUGGCAUAGCAGAGCAAAACACAAUAUUCAUCAAAAGAGAGAAGGUACCUCUAUCACACAACACAAGGGAUUCAUAGCAAACUACAUUGCAAGAGGAUAUGGGGUUUUUUGUUGAAAAACAAAACUGAUGGGACAAUGAAUUAGGAGGUUUUUUUAGGGGGCAACCUGAAGACAUUAUGGGGUCAUAGGACAAAUAAUAGUUGUGGAAGAGUAAAAUGGGGGGCAUCUGGGCCUAUACUAAAUUCCUCACUGGCCACAACUGAAACGAGAGUCAGUGAGUUUGCAUUUUUUUCUCCUUAGACAGAGGUAUUCUAACCUGGGCAACAAGUUAAAUAGAUAUAUAAUUUAAUUCAACUAAACAGCUGUGACUAAUGGGUUGAAUGUAGUUAUGCAGCAAUAGUGUUUUGAUUCGCAUGUUGGAGCCAUUAGGUGCACGAUAGCAUUUGCAAAUAAGUUAAUUGCACAUUUACCUUAAAUAGCGGCUAUGGAAGAGGCUUCCAAGAUUUCAUGACCUAGUUUGGCUUCAUUCUUGCAACAAAUCAAUACAGAGUACAUAGCCUUCGUAUGCAUAUUGACUGAAUGGAAACCUCUAUGUAUGUAAAGUAAAUGACCAUGUCUGUGUGUAUCUCCAUGUAAAACUUCAUGGCUCUUCACAGUGGCGGAGGGAGAAUAGGACGAGCGGGGGCACGCGCCCCCACUCAAUUUCUUUUCUUUUCUUUUUAAAUUUAAGAUUUUAAAAUGUAUAUUUUGUAUUUUCUCUAGUUAAUUGUAUUUUCUCUAGUCAAAUAUCAUUUCAUUCUCAAUUUCUUUACCACAUAUUUGAACAUUGUCAUUAUACUGGCGAAAUGAGAUGUCUAAUGUGAAAAAUAGCCGCCACUUACUAUUUAAAACUUUCUAAUGCAUAAUGUCCAAAAUUCAAAAAUGCCUAAACCAUGGGUUAUAUGUUUUAUACUUUAGCAAUUAUUAACAAUGGGAGCAAUAAUGCUAAAUAUUGUGUAGUGAAUUGCUCUUAGACUUGAUCCGCUGAGACAAUUCAAGUAAUUCGAUUGUUUUUAAAUUCUAUGUAAUUUACUAUAUUAAAAAAUUAUGUUAGGUUUUUCAAUUCUUAGCACAAAUGUUUUAGCGUUGCUUAAAACGAAAUUUUAUGAUUGAAAUGUGUUUAAAAGGUGCCCCCACUUACAUAGUUUUCUGGCUACGCCACUGGCUCUUCAUGCCAUUUUCCUUUCUAAGAGUCGUAUUAUUGUUGUGUGAUGGUGUGAAUGAUAUUCCUACUGAUGCUUUAUUGAUUAUGUGAUUGGAUUUAUCCUUCAGUUGUGCUUUUAUGAUGUAAUAACCACAGUGUUGUUUUUCCUGGAAAAUAGUGUUACAUAAUUUUGAUGCGUUAUACCAAGUUACCCAGAAAAAGUAUAAGAAAGGAAAGAAUCAAUCAUACAUUAAGCAUUUGUUGAUCAUAUAAUCAAUGGGAUUUAGCUUCCUAUAACCCAACAAUAUGGAUGCCAAGCAAGCCUAGACUUUAAGCUAUGAAAGUGGGAAUAAAGCAAGUGUAUAGUGUGCUUUGAGGCAAC
Messenger RNA from Rhododendron vialii, 3863 nucleotides. RefSeq names its product pentatricopeptide repeat-containing protein At3g06430, chloroplastic-like. Lineage: Eukaryota; Viridiplantae; Streptophyta; Magnoliopsida; Ericales; Ericaceae. The record is from RefSeq and is a predicted model, not a curated record. Gene Ontology annotation, molecular function: mRNA binding; protein binding.